UUUGAAUACCAAACGAUGGGCACUGGAAAAUUAUGUGGUUUAUGUCUGCAUUAUGUUGAGCGCAAUGUGUGCAUUUGUCAUCAGCUACGAUCUUCAUUCUGUACAGAUGUGCAGGGACGAGGCAAUGGCCAAACCGUAGGCGGUUAAUGGUCGUUAUGAACUUUCGGCCUGUGUAUUUAAAGCGGUUGUACCACGGAAUCGUUGGCAAUGUACCCGAAAUAAGAGUAUUAGCCAAGAUGUUGGCUAUUCCAUUUAACUGGGAGACUUCUGCAGGAUAUAAAAUAUUACUCAGGACAAUAUCAUUGUUACAAGACAACUCCUUCAAACAGAAUCUUUCAGCUAACUGCAAACGCCGCAAGGACAAUGGAGGACGCACUUCAUAUACAGAAGGCUUCACAUUUAGAGCGACCACAGUUGGGUAGUGGUAACUGCCCAUCGGGUCAUCAUGGACGUGCCAUUCACAAAGAGGAGCUAAUGCGGAACUAACCAGAGCUAAAUCUAUUGCCGACUGAUUUCUGUUAGGAUACUGGACAGUUGUAGCUAUGUCACCAUCAUUCAGAAUACACAAGUCAAGUCAUCAAUAAGUGCAUAUAAACUGUUACCUCUAUUAUUAUUUGUCUGACAUCCAAACAGGAUAUGGUGAGCAUUAAAAUCUCCCAUAAUAAGACAUGGCUUAGGAGUUUCAAGUAGCACCUUUUUCAUUUUGCUUGUAGCAGACCUGCUGCUAUUGGGAGGACAAUAUACACAUAGAAUAUGUAACUUACCCAUAGUUGUGUCUACGGAAAUGCAAAUAUUUUGCACAGAUUCAAAAAAAGUUGUAUUUACAAUAGUGUAUUUUAAGUUUUGUUUAAUUAAUAUACCUACUCCGUUAUGUUCAUUUACUGAGUUUUUGUGUAUAAAAUUAUAGGGUGAAAAAUCGGGAAUUGUACUAGUUGUUUUAAGCCAGGUUUCAUUUAAGAGACAGAUAUCUAUAUGUUGUUCCGAAAGAAAUUUUUUAAGUAAGGCCCUUUUGCUCUGUAAGCUCUGUAUGUUAUAUUGUGCUAUAUUCAAAUAUGUAUCCAUUAUGUUAUUAAAUUACUUAAAAGUAUGUCUUUAAUUCUUUUAUUUGUAAUCGGAGCGCUGCUCUUGUCAUUGCCAAGCAUAACUAAUGAUUUGACUAGCGCAUUAAUAAUUAACUCGUUGUUUAGUAUUUGCUCAGCAUUAUAUGAUACUUUAUUUAUGUCAGUAUCAACAGUCUUUACAGGUUUAAGGUUUGGGAAUGCUUUCGGGUCGGGCAUUGCUGGGAUACUCACCACAGUGGCAUACGAUCGGUUUGGUUUUAAAUACUUAUUCUUCUUCUCUUCCAUCUUUUGUUGCUUCACUGGACAGUUCCUAGAGAUGGCCAAGUGACCACCAUGACAGUUGAUGCACACAAUUUCUUCGACGUCGCAUUCUUUGUAGGAGUGUUGUCCAGAGCACGAAGAACACCUUUGAGAACCUCGGCAGACUUUUGCAGAGUGAUUAAACUUCAGGCAUUUGUAGCACUGUAGUAACGGAGGUAUGUAUAUGUGGACCGGGUAUCUGAACAUCUGUAUGUAGGCGUGCUGCGGCAGCGCUGUUGCAGCGAAGGUCACUGCAAUGGUCCCCAGCGGAGUGAGCUUUCCAUCUACCUUUCGCAUAAAUCUCUUGACGGAGAUGACUUCUGCAUCGCAGGUAAUGCUUUUGUAUAUGUCUUCAUUGCUUAAGUCUUUAGGUACGUAUCUUAUGACUCCAGUAAUUUCAGUGAGGUGCGCCGGCACGAACGCUUUCAAUUUGUGUUUUCCUAGAAAGUGUGUCAUGGUAAGGAAGUUAUUGGCCGGUGCUGGUUUUCUGAACGUUAUGCCCACUUUAUAUGCGUUCACUCUGUGGACGCCAGCGAUUCCUUUUACAUUUUCCGUAAAUAACUUUGUAAGUGCUAUUGGAUUUUUGUUACCGAUUUUUUCGUUUUCUUGUGAUUCAACGUAGACUACGCAGUCUACGCUGUGGUUUUCUGGGAAUUGUCGCGUGUAAUUUGUUUUUGUGAAAAUUUUGUAGUCGACGGCAUUUCCUUUGCGAGUAUCAUGCAAUUUCCUUUUCUUUGAUUCUUGCUCGGCGGGGGCCGGGCCCCCGUCGGAAUCUGGACCCAUUGUAUUUACACUAUAUAUAGGUAUGUACUAAUUAACUAUUUACACGGAAAUUUAC
This is a messenger RNA of Parnassius mnemosyne (clouded apollo), 2199 nucleotides long. NCBI's taxonomy places the organism in Eukaryota, Metazoa, Arthropoda, Insecta, Lepidoptera, Papilionidae. The record is from the annotation of a GenBank genome assembly.